CAUGGGAGGACGCGGGUGUAUGGAAGGGAGGGGGCGUGUGGAGUGGAGCCUAGAGUCGCCCGGCUUGGCGGUCUGCUGAGUGAGUAGUGCGCAAGGCAGUAGUAUCUGGUGUGUCGCGUUGUGAGGGUUACUGUCGCUCUCUCGUGGACUCAGUGAAUGGCCGCCUCACUCUCGCGACAAGUGCCGUGGGGACAUGUGCUGAGCCUCUGAUUCGUGAUCUGCGGUACUAGCGGGAUCUAUCUAGUCUCCUCCUUAGUCAUACGGUUACGGACGAGAAAGAGAGCAGGAGGAUGCGCGCCAGCAUGUCUGCCGCCACCUCUGAGCAGCCUGACGUGACCGCCACACUGGGCAAAGUAAAAAGGGCGCCUUCCUCCGCCAGCAGCACCAGCAGCUGUGCCAACAAUAACAACAACAACAAUAAUGACGGCGGUAAGGGAAAGAAGCAGCAGGGGCAGCACACACCAGCAGCAGCGAGGCGGCGGCGGUGGUGCUGUGGCCGUUAUCACCUCAACAGCGUGUGGUCCAUCUGGUACUGCCUGGUGACACUCGGGUUCCUCGCCUACCUCGUGCUGGGCGGUGUCAAGAGGUUCCUGGCAUACGCCGCCCUCCCUUGGCCAAAAGACGAGCAACCCUACGUGGAGCUCAACGCCUACGUGGGCCUGGUGGGCGCCUCCGUGGUGGUGGCGCCUUUCUUCCUCCUCACCUCGUUCCUCAAGGUUGGGAAUCUGGCUAACGACGGCUUCAAGCUAGGCGCCUCCCUCACCAUCUGUAGCAAAGACCCGCCCCCAGUGCCCGUCCACGCUCCAGGCCUCGUCAGGAACCUGUGGCUUCACGGCGUCCCCACAGCGCCCUUCCUGCACCUCGUGGCCGCCUUCUGCCUCCUGCUGCCCCGGACGCUAAUGCAGGCCACCCUUAUCUCCUCCGGCUUCCUUCCCAGGGAUGAGAUUUGGAAGACCGAUCUAGAUUUCCUGGUGCCGCACAACGACAGGUUGAUGGUGCAGAGCGUCUUGAACACAACAUCUCCCAUCAGCGAGGAAGCCCUCCCUCUACCUGCUGCCCUGCGCUUCCCGGAGGCCGCCAAAGACCACACCACGUACCCUCCUCACCCGCAGAGAACGCAGACCAAGAGUAAACAUAAGCAGAACGAUGGGAAAAGUUCCUAUGUCAUGACGGAGAGCAAAGUCUCGCCCGGCACAACCAAGUGGGAAGCGUCCGCGGAGACGGCGGGGAAAGGCUUGCGUGGAUCUAAAGAGGGCGGCACGUGGACAGUUGACACCACGCCCUUGCACGCCCACCUUCCUGAAGUAGGCGACUGGAGCCCACUGUCCCCUGAGCUACUGAAUUACACCAUCGCUCUCCUGGUGUUUGCUAUCAGGUAUCCAUCGGUGUUCUGGCACACCAACAAGGCAUUCGGGUUGCUGUUCUCCCUGCAGUUGAUAAUAAAUGGCAUCCACACCAUCCUUAUCAUCACGGCCUUUACUAUCCUCUACAAGCUUCACGUGUGCGGCAACGGCCAGGAGCUCAGGGGCGGCGAAAGUUUCCUUCUCAACCUGCCAGCGACUGUGGGCUUGCUGCUGGCGGCUGUGAUGUUGGUGACCGUUUCCUCCUCGGCUCUCUAUCUCUACGGCUAUCAGAAGUUCACGCAGUUCGUGGCUCGCAGCAGGCAACGCUACCAUAUUACAUUUGAGCAAGAGCCAGGGUUGGUGAGCAGCUUCCUGCCUCCCUGUGUUGCCCUAGUGGUGCUGGUGGGGCUGGGUUUGACUCAUGGCCCCCUCCUGUGGGACCUGUCACUGGUGUAUCGUGGCUCCCUGGAUGCUGUGGUGCUGGCAGCAGUGAUUGGCACCAUUGUCCAUCUGUUCCUCUGGGUAGUACUGUGGCUCAUCCUCACUGUCAAGUCCAAGUGGACCUUCAAGCUGCGGGUGACAGUGGCCCGGGCCUGUGUGUCCUCGGCACGCUCCAUCAAGCUUGUCAAUGAUGUGGAGCUUGUGAACUCUGAGGGCCCAAGAGGAGGGCAAGCUGCUGCUCCCCUACUGGUAGUAGGGGCAGGCAAGGCCUAUGCCAUCACAGAUGCUGCCCCAAAGAAGACCAUCAUGGGUGUGGUACAGAAGACUCACCAGGAGAAGCGGGCCAGAGGACAGGAGGAAGAGAUCUACUGGCUGCGACCAAGCAAACCAACUCACAGUCAUCCCAAGCCCAUGUCACCCCGCACCAAAGUCACUUUUGAUGAGCGCAACCUUCUCACCUCCCCUAAAAAGGGACGUGGCAGAAGUGGGGAGCGACCCCAGGAGGCCACCUAUCGUCGGGUGACCACUCUGUCAGACUCAGAGGAUGAGGCCGGUGACUAUGCCCUCCUACGAGAGACAGUGGCAAGCCAUGGUGGGUCUGCGCGUGCUCCACAAGAUCCAAGAUAUGUGGACCGCCAGCAGAUCCUAGCAUACCGUCGGGCAAUGGAAGAGCGACUGGCAGGCUCAGGAUCUGCUGCUGCUGUGCCAGACUAUGAGGAUGCUGACCACCUCCACACACAGAGUCCCCAGGCCGCACACCACCUUGACACACAGGGUCCCAUGACACCCCGCAGCACACGUAGCACAGACUCUGGCGUGGUGCCAGAGGAGCAGUCUCAGCGUAGUGAUUCCGUCUCCACCUCUUCCUCCAACACACCACCAGAACACUCUGAGGAGUCUGGGGUCCACUCAGGAGCCACAGAUCUCAUCAGGCACAGGUCAAACAGUGUGGAUGAUCUCACCCAGCUACCACCAGACCCCAACCUGCUGCCAUUGUCUCCCAAGAGUGUCUCACUGCAGCGGCCACCCCUCACCUCCUCCCCUGGUAGCCCUUAUGGGUACAGCUCAGGUCGCACCAUCUCCCCAGGGCCUGGCACUCUCAUGUAUCCGGCAGCAGAGUCCACAGUGGUCAUUCGCCGCCAAAGAAAUAUUACACAAGAUAUCAAACCACCUGUGGAUCCCAUUUAUGGCAGCCGUCCCCUCACCUCCUUCACUGACCAGCAGCAGCAGCAGCAACAACAGCAUCAGCAACAGCAACCACAACAACAACAGCAGCAGCAACAGCAACAGCAGCAGCAGCAACACCAACAACACCAGCAACACCAACAACACCAGCAACACCAACAACACCAGCAACACCACCAACACCAACAGCAGCACCACCACCAACAUCAGCAACAACAACAGCACCACCAACAACACCAUGAUACCAGAAGAGAGGUGGUGCAAGACGACUUACUGGCUGCAGCUCAAAACACCCUCAACAGCAGUCAGUCCACACACUCUAGUGGCUACCAUAGUAAUAGUGCAAAUCCUAGCAGUGGUAGCAACAGCUCAAGAAACUCCCCUGUUCCCCAGUAUCCAGGACCUUCUCUCUCCCCAGGCAGUUCUGUCCUUAACCAAAAGAGCCAGGGUGUAUAUGGCCAACUGGGUCGCACUGGUGUGAGGGUGGGCUCCCACAGUCCACAGGGCAUAUAUGGCCGCACCACAGGAAGUUUGCCUGGCCCUAACAGACUGCCUCAGGCCCCACAAAUUCCCCUUCCCCCUAUUCCUCAGGGCUGCCUCUCCUAUGGCCCUGGUCAGCAAAGUUCCCUCCAGGACAUCUAUGGUCGCACCACAGGCCAAAAGAUCUAUGGUUCUACAGUGGAGUCUGGGGCCACCUGUGGGCCAAGUUCAGCCAGGCACUCAAUGGGCCGAUCAGUGAGCAUGCGUGCUGCCUCUGGAGCAGUUGCCAAGUACAACACACCAAGGGACCUUCCACACUCCUCCCAAGGGUCAUGCUACAAGACCAAUGUGUGAAUUCUGAAUGAACACUGUUGAUCCUCUGUUGAUGGAUGAUGGUGUGAGUGCCAUGUAUAGAGAUGCACAGCUUGGGCAGCCACAGGUCUCAGCCACCAUCUUGUGCUCAAACAAGUGUCUCCUAUACAACCUGCCAGCCGUCCAGCACUGGUGACUCACAGCCAGGUCAGUGACAUGGCCUGACCUGCCACCUCUGGCAUAUAUCAUACAUGUAAGCAUACAGCAUAUUACAUUCUAAGGGAUUGGAAGAUGAUCAGUGUUAGUACAUAUCAUAGCUGGUAACUUUCAGUACAUCUGUCCAGUAUUAAAGUGUUACACCACAUCACCAGACAGUAUUAAUGUGAUACUGACAAGACACCUUCCCAUCUAAUGAAGGGUACUCUCUCAAAUGUGACUAGGACAAGGCAAAACUGCUGAAGAAAGCCAAUGUUGUGUUAAUUUGUACAGUAAUCCCUCCAGUUUGGCAAGUCACUGGUGCUAAAAAAGUCUUGCUGAACUCAGAAAGACCAAACCAAAGAUUUUACUUUAAUACAAAGAAAUCUAGUGUACUAAGAAAUAACCCAAUUUAUUUUCCCACACCUUGUUAUGUAUUUCCCAAUGGAAGAUAAUUACUUUUCAUUGGCAGUGUGGGGUUGGUCACUAAACCUGUAAGGUUUGAUAGUGUAAAUUUCAUCAGUAACUUAGAUUUGCCAAACUUGAAGUGACCUAAAUGGAGGGUUUGUUGUACAUUAUUAUUACUCGUUAUUAUUAUCACUAUCAAUAUUAUUAUGAGUAACUAAUGAUGUAGUGUGGUGUGCUGCCACCAGAUGACAAAGCCAUAUCCAUGGGAACAUGGAACUUGCCUCUCAGUGGUGGUGGUUCUUAUUGUUAUCAUCACCUCCACCUCAUUAUCAAGUAACUUCAUCAUCAUUUAUAAUUUACACUGGCAUUUACUUUUAUAUUUUCAAGUGUUAUCAUCUAUGUUCAUAUAUAACCAAGUGAUUUAUUUUGUCUAGGGUUUAUCUCAUGCCCAGUCCAUUAGUUUUUCCUUUCACAGGAGAGGAAAAGUAAUAAUUCAGCCAAUCGUGUAAUUCAUGUGAACAAAGCUGCAUCUGAUGUGGCAUAAUCAGUUCACAGUACAUAUGAAAAUUUAUCCCAAAGUAAAAUUUCUCCAUUGCUUAAUAAUAAAUUGAGUGAUGCCAAAUACUGCACAUUAAUAGAAUGUGUCUUGCAAAGAGGAUACAUAUCUCACAUAGUUCAAUUAUUGUAAGAUGAAACUAAAUUACUACUGACAAGACACAAUGGUUGAAACCAUCACAUGAAAUUUUGAAUACAGUAAUGAAUGGUGAAUUAGCUUUGCUGUAAUCAUUUUUGUUUUGUGCAAUCUGAAAAUGAUCUCAACUUAGCUCAUUUUUUCUGUGCCAAACUUUUUGUUAUCUGAGUUUUGGCUCAAAUAUGAACCAAAGGAAUAUUUGCAGAUGUACAUAUUAUGGUUAAUCUGGGAGGGUAUGGAAUAGUGUUUUUUUUUUUUUUUUAUGUGCUUGUACAGUGUGUGUGUGUGUGUGUGUGUGGGUGUGUGCGUGCGUGCAUACGUGCGUGCGUGCGUGUGUGUUUGCAUGCAAGUAUGUGUCUGUCACAUGGCAAGCACUGCACCAUUUCAUCCCAGCAUCAACCCUUGGCAUCAGCACGUCACAAAUCCUUGAUGGACCCUAAACACAAACGUCUGUACAAUAUAAGCAAACACUUCCUUGAUUGGAAGAAGUGAUGGAUGGUCUGUAUAUUGCUAGGUUGUCUGUACAAACUCUGCGUGCCCCUCAGUCCUCCAAGUACAACAGCAAACACAAAGAUGAAGCAAAAAGAGUGCUUGCUCUAUAUCACAUUAGGGGAUGUGUGUGUGUAUUUACCUAGUUGUAUUGUACAGGGCACUAGCCUGUGUGUGUGUGUGUGUGUGUGUGUGUGUGUGUGUGUGUGUGUGUGUGUGUGUGUGUGUGUGUGUGUGUGUGUGUGUGUGUGUACUAGUUUGCAGCCCAGGUCUUCCCCCUUGAAGAUUACUUGCACACGCUGUAGUCAUUCAGAAAUGAAUGUCUAAUUGGUGAAAUUUUCUGCCAAAUUUUUGUCUAGUCUUCUGCUUCUUAUUUCCCAAAGACGAAUUAAAAGAACUUUAACUGAAUGUCUUACAAGCUAUGUACUAUAUUCCUUUCUAAAUAAUUGGAUGAAAUUAUUUUUAUAUUUUACAUAGAUUUUUAAAUGUGUGUGUGUGCAUACCUGCCUCCUUGGAAAGGUUCCUGCAUUACAAGUUGGUGUUAUUGUUUUCUCUAAAGAGUCUUGGUGUGGGUUGUUCCUAAGUUAAGGUGUCAUAUGUAAAUAUUUGUAGAGUCCAGGAAUAAAAUGUCUUUGGUCUUUGUGAAA
This is a messenger RNA of Scylla paramamosain (green mud crab), 6191 nucleotides long. Its product is annotated as protein tincar-like. The transcript is spliced from 15 exons. The record is from RefSeq and is a predicted model, not a curated record. Bases 291 to 3803 code for a protein of 1170 amino acids. NCBI's taxonomy places the organism in Eukaryota, Metazoa, Arthropoda, Malacostraca, Decapoda, Portunidae.